Anoplopoma fimbria (sablefish) is the source of this 5061-nucleotide messenger RNA. It is a transcript of the gene nfe2l1b, whose product is annotated as nfe2 like bZIP transcription factor 1b. The record is from RefSeq and is a predicted model, not a curated record. Gene Ontology annotation, cellular component: nucleus. The transcript is spliced from 6 exons. NCBI's taxonomy places the organism in Eukaryota, Metazoa, Chordata, Actinopteri, Perciformes, Anoplopomatidae. Gene Ontology annotation, molecular function: DNA-binding transcription factor activity, RNA polymerase II-specific; RNA polymerase II cis-regulatory region sequence-specific DNA binding. Gene Ontology annotation, biological process: regulation of transcription by RNA polymerase II. The coding region runs from base 502 to 2904 and encodes 800 amino acids.
CUGGCUGCUAGAAUGUUCUACGCAUGCGCAGUGUGAAAGCGUGUUUUGGUGUCAAGCGGCGCUCAAUGCUAAGCUAGCCGGGCCAGCUAGCAAUUCUGCAAGUCAUGGUGGGCCAUUCAAUGAGGAAAGGCUGGAGAACGCAAUAUCAGGCUACACAGUGGAACCUUUAAUGAAACGGGACUUUAUUGCUGCUAUUCGGUGGUGGUUGUUGUGUUUGCGGGGCAUGAAUGAAGACCAAAUCAUGCGAAUGGGAAGAUGAAAACCUGCACACACUGGACUCUGUCAGAGUGGAAACCCCAUCUUGGAUAUUAAAUGCCUUUUUAAACACACAGCAUCCUGUUGAAGACCCUCCCCCCCCCCUCUUCUCUUUAACCACUUUUUUUUUAUGCUCAUGCAUCCCCUUCUGUCUUCUUGCACAAGUACAGAAGUAGCGAGCCGAGCUAGGUGGCCCCGUUUUUGUUUUUAUUUUUUACUUCCACCUUUUGUUCCUUUUGUAAAGAAAUGCUUUACCUGAAAAAAUACUUCACAGAGGGCCUGAUUCAGUUCACCAUCCUUCUGAGUCUCAUUGGGGUGCGGGUGGAUGUUGACACCUACCUAAGCAAUCAGCUGCCCCCACUGAGAGAGAUCAUCCUGGGCCCUAGCUCAGCCUACACCCAGACCCAGUUUCACAACCUGCGCAACACCCUGGACGGCUAUGGCAUCCAUCCAAAGAGCGUGGACCUGGACCAGUUCUUUACGACUCGGCGACUGCUGAACCAGGUGCGCCAACUGGAUCGCCUCUCAGUGCCCAGUACUGAGCUCAACACCUGGCUGGUGCAUCGAGACUCUGAGACUGUGGUGUCCACCGGUAGCCAGUCCAGCCCCAGCAUCACCCUGGACAAUGGGGGCGGCCUAGAGGACGUUAACAACCCUGACGCUACCCCGGCCAUGAGGGGAGGAAGCGGAGCACCUGAAUCCACGUACAACCUGAACGCAGCGGACAACAGCCUGGGAGCCGUGGCCCCGGAGGGAAACCAGGAGCAGGGCAGCAGGGACGGCAAUGACGACCUGACCAAAGAGGACAUUGACCUGAUUGACAUCCUAUGGAGACAGGACAUCGACCUCGGUGCAGGAAGAGAAGUGUUCAACUACAGCAACCGCCAGAAGGAGAGCGAGGAGGAGAAGCCCCACCCACAUGAGAACAAAGACGGGAAUGAGGAACAAGAGAGCUGGAGAAACGGAGUGAACUUGCAAGGUGCUCAGCCCGUGGACGGGGAGACGGGAGAGAGUAUUCCAGAGCAGCUUCCAGUUCUUGGCUCACAGACUUCCUUGUCUCUACAAGAAUGCUUGAGGCUUUUAGAGGCCACUUUCCCUUUUGGAGAAGAAUCUGAGUUUCCAGCCCCGGUUGUCACCCCCGAAAGCGUUUCCAAUGAAGAAGUUCCCUCUACGUCUCAGGGCCUCCCUCUGGCACCACCGCUGCCCCCAGAGGAGCCCCAGUUAGACCUGGAGCAGCAGUGGCAAGACAUCAUGGCCAUCAUGGAGCUACAAGCAAUGGAAGUCAACAUCACUUCGCCGCACAGCAACUCCAGCAGUGACAGUGGCACAAGUGGGACAACUGAGUCGAACGCCUCGGGAAACUUUGAAAUCUCUGCCCGCCCGACGCCCGUGAACCAGGAUGUCAGCCUUCAUCAGGCCUCCCUCCCCAGCUGCAGCCAAGACUUCCCCACGAUUUUCAGUCCCCAGUUGGACUCUACCGCCAUCACCCCGAGAACCACCAUGCUCAGACUCUCCUCCAGCAACUCCAGCAACAUCAACUCCACGUUCGGAGCCACUAACUUGACAGGGAUCUUUCUCCCGCCACACAUAAACAGCACCAGUACCAACAUCACAUCCACGCCCAUCCUGCCCGAUCCAUUCAGCAACCUGCUGGAGGAGUCCAUGCUCGACGAGAUCAGCCUGCUGGACCUCGCCAUGGAGGAGGGCUUCAGCCAGGCCCAGGCUUCGCAGCUGGAGGAUGAGCUCGACUCGGAUUCCGGUCUUUCCCUGGACUCCAGCCACAGCCCGGCCUCCCCGAGCAGCUCCGAGACGUCCUGCUCUUCAGCAGCGUCUUCGUCUUCGACGUCUGCCACCUUCUCCGAGGAGGGAGCGGUGGGGUACAGCACCGACUCCGAGGUUACUACUGCGGAGACGGAGGAAGGCGCGGUCGGCGGUUAUCAGUCCGGGCAUAGUAAGCUCUGCCGUAUGAGCUACCAGGACCCCUCCCAGUUCCACGGCCUCCCUCAGCUCGGCAGCAUCGGCCACAAUCACACUUACAACCUGCCGCUCUCCUCCGCCUUCGACGAGCAUCCGGAGCUCCCCAUUUCCACCGGGAAGAAGAGCGUCCGCGACAAACACUCAAAGCUCCAGCCCGCUCAGGAUCUGCUCGACAAGCACGCGAGUCGCGACGAACGCCGAGCACGGGCGAUGAAGAUCCCCUUCACCAACGAGAAGAUCAUCAACCUGCCCGUGGAGGAGUUCAACGAGCUCCUGGCCAAGCACCACCUGAGCGAGGGCCAGCUGGCACUCAUCCGCGACAUCCGCAGGCGUGGCAAGAACAAGAUGGCGGCCCAGAACUGCCGCAAGCGCAAGCUGGACACCAUCAUCAACCUGGAGCAGGGCGUCCAUGACCUGAGGCGCGACAAGGCCCGCCUGCUGAAGGAGAAGAUGGAGUUCAUCCGCUCCAUCCGGCAGAUGAAGCAGAAGAUGCAGAGUCUGUACCAGGAGGUGUUCACUCAGCUCCGGGACGAGGAGGGCCGGCCCUACCCCCCCAGUGAGUACUCGCUCCAGUACAGCGCCGACGGCAGCGUGCUCAUCAUGCCCCGCGGCGUGACGACCGCCGAGCAGAACCGCAAGCCCGAGAAAAAACAAAAAGACAAAAAGAAGUGAGGGGGGUUGGGGAGGGUGGUGCAAACUGCUGUUUAUUCUAUCACUUUGCUAAAUCAAUAAGAAAGAUUUCUGCAGAUGCAAGAGAGAUGUCCCUUUUUCCUUUAAGAAGAUUCUGGUGAGUAGAAAAAUGGCAUUGUUGACUACUCUUCCUGCAUUAGUUUCUCCCCUUUCAUUCUGUUCCUACAUUUUUUUCCCUGGAAACAACUUUGAAGCAGAAGUAGCUCCUCGUUUGAGUACUGAUAUUUCAUUAUUUAGACGGGGGGAGGGGGGGGAAACAGUAAGCGAGGAGACGAGGGACGUGAAAGGACAUAAAAUGAGCUAUUAGGAAAAAAAAUUAGCCGCUCUUGAUCCUUCUGCAUCAAACCGCUGAGGACGGAGAAGAUUCGUAGGGGGAAACGAGGGGACUAGUAACGAGAAAAAGUGGGAGUAAAAGAACACUGUCGACCAGGACGGUUGGGAUACCUAUGCACCGAAAGUUUUAAAGGACAGAUCACACAUCCCACCCCGGAGACGUUUAGUGAUGUUUGUCACUGAGGCUUUUAAGUUGCACAUUUUUAGGCAAAGAACAGCAUCUAUGGUUGUGAGAGUUCAGUUUACCAAAGGCUAAAAGGAAGUCCAUCAUUUUAGGAUGCCAUUAACACCUUUACUAACCAAAGGUCGUGUGGUGCACUUGAUCACCUUAAACGCUCAAAACACUGGACUCCAGUUCUGACGUGGUUUGUGUAUCGCAAGUUCCAGUUUUAUGAGUCGGCCUGUUGGCGGCUUGUCUGAGCGUAGAAAAGGCCCUGAAGAGAUUGAUGUGUGGAGGGAGGAUGUUUGAGACGAGAAAGAGUCAGAGGAUGAGCGUUCCCCGGGCUGGCCGCUGCUAAAAAAAAAAGAGGCCCGGAUGUGAAGUCCUGCAAGAGGAUCAGAUGGAUGUCUUAGGGAGGAGGCACACCGCAUUGCAAAAUGUAUCAACUUCCUUAUAAAUUAUACAUAGCACUGUAAUUUGUCUUUUAAAAGGCUUGGCUAUAUGCAUUUUGCCGUGUCUGUCGCUAUUCCUUCGCUGCAGGUUUAAAUACGGGAGCUGCGUUUAGGAAAAGGCUCUUAUUAACUGUUCAUAAUCUGUAGUAUAAGCAAGGUUAUAGGUCUAGCCACAUCAGCUUUAUGUAAAAGACUACACUCUUUCUGUUUAUUUAUUUUAUGGUUUUUUUAAACGUCACGCUGAGCCUGUAAUCGUAAGAGGAAGUUGCUGUGACGGGCCGGGAGUUGAGGCCGUCACAGAUCAGAGAUAUGCAUCAUUUGGCGUUUUUUUAUUUCCUCUUAGACGCCUCGUUCAAAAGCGCCAAUUUAAAACCGUCUCGCUGUGGUUUAGCGAAAUCCCUUUUAAUUAACUUAUUUGCCAACGUUCCCCAACUGAAAACCACUUGAGGUUGUUUUUUUUAAACUGCUGUAAAGCCGACGUGUUGGCUUAAUUAUUAUGGGUCCUAUGGGAAGUUUUUUGUGUGUCGAUAACAAAGUGAGCCAAGUUGUUACAUGAGAUAAAAAAAAAGUUAUUUGAAUGCGUGAAAUGACAUUGUGUGUGUGUGUGUGUGUGUGUGUGUGUGUGUGUGUGUGUGGCCACUUUAAAUUUGAAAUGCCUUUAUUUCACAAUCUCAUUAUCUCUCACUUUAAAUGUUUUGAGAACUGGAGGGAGACGUUCUCGGAGUAGAAGUGCUAUUACUUGUCUAUCUGAAUGAAGUUUUGUCGGUACGUGUGACAUCGCCCUCUUAAAAACAGAAAAAAAAGUGUCGGUCGUUGCAGCUGCGAUGGCGGUUAGGCUAGAAUAUUAAUGAGAGCAGAACAGAACCCGCAACAUUAAGAUGAUGUCAGAAAAAAAUGUUUUUGGAAAGGAGAAAUGUCCUCAUUAAAUGUGAUAUUCAGGCAUGAAACUCUGGUUAACAUUGACUUCUGUGCGACACCGACUAUUUAGUUCUGCUACUACUUAGAGCACUUUUUUUUUGUCUGUCUUGUUAUGUAAAUAUUUUCAUGUUUGUGUUUGUCAUGAUUUAUGUAGUUUGUCGAAUGUCUCCAUGACGGUCUCGCCCUCUGCUUUCAGUUUGGAUGUAGUUCCCUUCUUGUUUUGAGAUAUUUGCCGGCAAUCAAGAAUUGUUUUUAUUGAUUAAUAAAGUGUUUUUA